CCGCCCAGUAAUCAAUUAGAGUUAUCUGCCCUUGAUACUUUACCACGAGGUACACAGUGUUUCUCACUCGGCUCAACAAUGGCUCAAGUUUUAAGUGGGAAAGAAGCGUCGGCAGACAUCCGUGCUAAGCUGAAAGUGGAAGUGCAAGAAUUACAAGAGAAGUACCCAGGACUGGUGCCAUGUUUGGCCAUUGUACAGGUUGGAGGGAGAGAAGAUUCAAAUGUCUACAUCAAUAUGAAGCUCAAGUCGGCAGCCGAGGUCGGCGUGGAUGCUCGGCACAUCAAAGUACCACGAACAGCCACACAAAGUGAAAUUAUCAAGACAGUAGAAGACCUCAACAACAAUGUCGAUGUCCAUGGAAUCAUUGUACAGCUUCCUCUGGACACUGACAAUGAAGUGGAUGCUAACUUGGUGACCAAUACAAUACUACAGGUCAAGGACGUUGACGGUCUCCAUGUUGAUAACGCCGGUCGACUCUCUCGCGGUGACCUUGACAGCUGUAUUCUCCCAUGCACUCCGCGAGGCUGUCUGGAUCUCAUACACAGAUCAGGUGUGGAGGUGAAGGGCAAGCAGGCUGUGGUGCUGGGCAGGAGCAAGAUAGUGGGGGCUCCGAUGUCUGACCUGCUGCUGUGGAACCAUGCCACCGUCACCCAGUGUCACUCCAGGACAGCUGACCUGAAGGCAGAGGUACAGAAAGCUGACAUCCUCGUAGUCGCUAUCGGCAAACCUGAGCUAGUGAAAGGAGACUGGAUCAAACCAGGGGCUGUGGUAGUGGACUGUGGCAUCAACUCUAUUCCAGAUGCCACCAAGAAGUCCGGCAAGAGGCUGGUGGGGGAUGUAGCCUACAAUGAGGCCAAAGAGGUGGCGUCGUGGAUCACACCGGUCCCGGGGGGAGUAGGGCCCAUGACUGUAGCCAUGCUGCUGAAGAAUACCGUGGACCAGGCAAGACGGGCCAUGGAGAGAGCUGGGGGAGUCGACAAAUGGAGCCUGACAUUGUUACCCCUGAAACUGAAGACCCCAGUGCCCAGUGACAUUGAAGUUGCCCAGUCUCAGACACCACGUGACAUUGCACUCCUGGCAAGGGAGAUAAAUCUUCAGCCAGAAGAGGUUGACUUGUACGGCAAGAAGAAGGCAAAGGUUUCCUUGCAGGUGCUGAAGAGACUGGCCAAUCAGAAGGAUGGACGCUACGUAGUAGUCACAGGGAUCACGCCGACGCCCCUGGGAGAAGGAAAGAGUACUACCUCUAUCGGUCUAGCUCAAGCCAUCGGAUCACAGCUCAAGAAGAACAUAUUUGCCUGUGUCAGACAACCUUCUCAGGGCCCCACAUUUGGCAUCAAAGGUGGCGCUGCGGGGGGUGGGUAUUCCCAGGUGAUCCCCAUGGAAGAAUUCAAUCUCCACCUGACUGGUGACAUCCAUGCCAUCACCGCCGCCAACAACCUCACCGCCGCUGCCAUCGAGGCCCGGAUGUUCCAUGAAAGCACCCAGAAGGAUGAGGCGCUCUACAAGCGGCUGGUACCCACCAAGGGAGGCAAGCGAGCCUUCUGCAAGAUACAACUGAAAAGGCUGCAGAAACUUGGAAUCACUAAAACCAACCCUAAUGAACUGACACCGGAGGAAGUACGUCAGUUUGCUCGACUUGACAUUGACCCACAAACAAUAACAUGGCAGAGAGUGAUGGACACCAAUGACCGGUUCCUGCGGAAGAUCACGGUGGGACAAGGCCCGCAGGAGAAGGGUCACACCAGAGAGACCCAGUUUGACAUCACAGUGGCCAGUGAGAUUAUGGCCGUGCUGGCCCUGACCACAAGCCUGCAGGACAUGAGAGAGAGGCUUGGUGAGAUGGUUGUCGCCAGUAGUCGAGCGGGAGAUCCAGUCACAGCUGAUGACUUGGGAGUGAGUGGGGCACUGGCUGUGUUGAUGAAAGAUGCCAUAAGACCCAACCUCAUGCAGACACUGGAGGGUACCCCUGUGUUUGUACAUGCUGGUCCAUUUGCUAACAUAGCCCAUGGCAAUUCCUCCAUCUUGGCCGACAAGAUUGCACUGAAACUGGUUGGAGAAGAUGGCUUUGUAGUGACUGAGGCCGGGUUUGGUGCCGACAUCGGUAUGGAGAAGUUCUUCAACAUCAAGUGCCGCUACUCGGGCCUCGUCCCUAAUGCUGUGGUACUCGUGGCCACAAUCCGGGCUCUCAAGAUGCAUGGUGGCGGCCCCACGGUAACAGCUGGCGUCCCUCUGCCCAAAGAAUAUACUGAGGAGAACUUGGAGUUGCUUGAGAAGGGCUGCAGCAACCUGAAGAAGCAGAUAGAAAAUGCCAACAAGUUUGGUGUACCUGUGGUUGUAGCUGUGAACGCCAUGACGACCGACACCCCAGCUGAGCUUGACCUGGUCAAGAGGAAGUCAGUGGAGGAUGGUGCCUUCGAUGCCAUCAUCUGUGAACACUGGGCCAAGGGCGGACUAGGAGCUGCGGACCUUGCCGCGGCAGUCGAUCGAGCUACACAACAGCCCAGCCAGUUCAAGUUCCUCUAUGAUGUCAAGCUUCCAAUUGAGGAGAAGAUUGCAAUCAUUGCCCGCGAGAUCUACGGAGCCGAUGGUAUUGACAUUUACCCGGAAGCCAAGACACAGAUUGAGAGAUACAAGAAACAGGUACUUUGGAGCACAGGCAUUGUUAAGGGGUUCAAUGACCUUCCCAUCUGUAUGGCCAAGACCCACCUGUCUCUCUCCCACAAUGCCGAGCUGAAGGGGGCCCCGACUGGGUUCACACUUCCUAUCCGAGAAGCAAGAGCCAGUAUAGGAGCUGGGUUCAUCUACCCCCUUGUGGGCACUAUGAGCACAAUGCCAGGGCUCCCAACCAGACCAUGUUUCUUCGAAAUUGACAUUGACCCUGAAACUGAGGAGAUUGUGGGACUCUCAUAACGCUUCACACAAUGAGUGAUAUAUUCAUUGGCUGGAGCUAAUUGAGCAGUAUUAAUGGAGGUUAAAAUGACAUAAGUGUAAUUUCUGGAUGUCUGUGAAAUACUUAUAUCUAUCUAUGCAAGCGCUUGUCAGAAAAGUUUAGACAGAUCUAUCCACCAUGUCAUUCUGUAAUAUAGUGACCCCUUUAGAUGGAAAAGUUAAUAAUUAUGUAUAAAUCAUCGAAUAAUAAGUGAUUGAUUAAUUAGUAAAUUUUCUGGAUUAGAACUUCAACAACUUAUCCUUGUUGUGAGAGAUGACUAUGUUUGUCUUCAAAGGCGACUAACAAGAUGGGGUGGUAACUGAUGUGUGUCACUCUAUCCCAGAGCAAUGCUCAUGAUGUCAAUCACUUGAUUUGUCUGUAGCAGACCUUCACAAACCCUUGCUUUGUUGUUGGAGGCAUUGGGGGGUUGGGCUUGCAAACUUCGUUGAUGCAUCUCGUGAUCGAAAUGUCUAGACCAAUGCUCAUGACGUCAGUCACAUGAUUGUCUGUUUUUUAACAUUUUCUUUGCCAAGCAUAAAUACAAUGUCAUGUAUAGUGUCAUAUAAUAUACAUUGGGCUGUGUUUUAGAGAUACACAAAUAUAGUCAUCAUUUCCCUAUAAGGGGUUACUGUUUUGUUUGGUACACAUUAAGGCUCAAAUAUUUGAAUCUUUUGGAACCGAACCAUUUUAUUUACCUUUUUUACAUAUUGAAGCAUUGCUAUGGCAACUCUAUGAUAACAAAAAAACACUAAUUUAAUAGGAAUUCGAUAUUGUUACAGUUCUUAAAAUUGACAUUGUAGGAAUAUGAAAUUUGUUUUUAAGUUAAAAGUAGUGUAAAUUAGAAUUUCAGGCAAUAGAUUUGAAAAUGUACACCUCAUUGCAUCCUGUGAGUCCGUAUUAAAUAAUAGAUAUUCACAAGGCAAUGGAUUAUGUCCUGUAGCCACAUUUAUAUGUUGAUUGCUUUGUGUUAAGUUUUCAAUGAGGUGCUCUUUAAAGUCAGAUCAUAGUGCAGGUGAAAACUGAGUAACUGUUAAUGUGUACUGUAUGUCUCGGGUGAGGGGGGAGAUUAUUCCCGUGGAACAGCUGGUACUUUGAAGAUGUUUCCAUUGUCAAUUUACUUUCCUAAUAUACUGAACAUUAGAAACACGCCACACGAAAAUGCACCGACAAUGCUCAGAUAUCAUGGGUACAUUUCAGUCUGACGGGCAUAUUUCGUGGUGGUGUGAUUCUAAUGUUGUUCAGUAUGGAACUAAUCAUCACUGACACUUGCCACCGCUACACAAAACGUGUAGCAAUAGCACUAAUAUCUGAUACUGAUGAGAUAGGUGCUGGUACUUGCUCAACGACUAUAGUGUUACACCAGAUUAUAACCUGUUUAUUAAAUGUUAAUAACACUGUUUACAGGCGCUCUCCCAGCUCUUGAUCACUUGGUCUGUUGCACUGAACAUGUUUCACGGUUCAGCUUGGUUAUGUAAUGGUCAGGCUGGCUGUCCCGUACUUUGUUAACAGUGGUGUCCAUCACUCAUGUUUGCAUGGAUGUCGCACUUUGAUUGUUAUGAAUUAUCAGAAUUCAGUUUGAGAAUGUUUGAUUGGUUGCAUGUUGUUUUCUUUACAGAUGUAAUCUGUACAUUGGAUGACACUUUUCUAAAAGUGAAUGAUUGUGUGAAAUAACAGACUUCUUAAGUCAUUGUGUAAUGCCCACUGGAGACAUUCAUAUUCCGACAUUAUGGUAACGUUAAUCGUAUAAUGAGAGUGCAACACAUCUCACAGCAGUUGAUGAAUCCUGGUUCGUGUCGUCCACAGAUAGUAUCAUUGUGUGAUAUAUACGAUGGGAGCAUGAAGAUUCAGUACAACAAACCACUGUUUUAGAAAGUUUAUUUUCAGCAUCUCUAUAUACUCUGGAAAA
Messenger RNA from Haliotis rubra (blacklip abalone), 4835 nucleotides. Its product is annotated as C-1-tetrahydrofolate synthase, cytoplasmic-like. Gene Ontology annotation, molecular function: formate-tetrahydrofolate ligase activity; methenyltetrahydrofolate cyclohydrolase activity; ATP binding. Gene Ontology annotation, biological process: tetrahydrofolate interconversion. Gene Ontology annotation, cellular component: cytosol. The record is from RefSeq and is a predicted model, not a curated record. NCBI's taxonomy places the organism in Eukaryota, Metazoa, Mollusca, Gastropoda, Lepetellida, Haliotidae.